Aureobasidium vineae is the source of this 297-nucleotide messenger RNA. Lineage: Eukaryota; Fungi; Ascomycota; Dothideomycetes; Dothideales; Saccotheciaceae. The record is from the annotation of a GenBank genome assembly.
AUGGACCUCAGAUCCUCGUCAUCUUCCAAGCCUUCCUCAUCCUUACCUGCCACGACCGACGAAUAUUACCGUAUCCCCCUCUUCACCUAUGUGACACGCACGUCUUCUAUCUCCUACACGACAGACAUCCGCCUCUUCUUUGCAAUAACCGUCUUGAGCUCACUUGUCGUGUAUGCAAGAGGUUUUGGGUGGGAGUUUGUGGUGUUUCUCCUCGCAGGCGGAAUGGUUGUCUGGAAGACUGCGAGACCGAGGGAGGGCAUGGAGUUCAAGAGGGUGAGGAGGGCGUUAAGGGGAUGA